Entamoeba histolytica HM-1:IMSS is the source of this 372-nucleotide messenger RNA. RefSeq lists its product as uncharacterized. NCBI's taxonomy places the organism in Eukaryota, Evosea, Mastigamoebida, Endamoebidae. The transcript is spliced from 2 exons. Bases 1 to 372 code for a protein of 123 amino acids. The record is from RefSeq and is a predicted model, not a curated record. Gene Ontology annotation, biological process: RNA processing.
AUGAACAAUCCUCAAAAUGAAGGAAAGAUUUUAACAAAAAAACAAAAAAAGAAUAAACGUAGAAAUGGAAAACAAAUAUCUCCACUAAAAGAAGAAAGAAUGAAUUAUUUAUUUUCUAUUUCUUCAUUAAUGACACAAUUUCACCCUGUUACUGGACAACACUGUGGAUUGUCCAUUCGAAAUUUAGCUCAUAAAUAUGUUUCAAGAAUAUCUAAAACAUGGAAACGAAAGUAUUGUACAAAAUGUUGGAUGCCAUUAACUUAUUCAUCAUUUAAAACACAAUUAAUAAAUGGUAAAUAUUUUAUUGUAACACAUUGUUAUUGGUGUCAUUAUAGAAGAUUAUUCUAUUUACCAGAAGAUCCUAAUGAGUAA